AAGAGGUUGUCAAAGUCAAACUGAAUUGUAGAUUAUCACUGAGUAAAUUAGUUGAACUGAAAUUGCUGAAAAAUACGAGAGUAUUAUAACAGAAACUGGACCAAUACUCAAUUAAAAUGCAUUUUCAAUCAAUUGCUGCUAUUCUAUUACUUAGUUUAAUUAAUUAUGCGGCGUGCAUUGAUUACGAUGGAUGGCUGAAUAUUAAAAUAGAACAUUCCCUAAACUGUGGCACCGAAAAAUAUUGCCCAAGGGGAAACAUAGCUCUAAAGAGUAUUCGAGCAGGUGCUGCAGUUGUAGACCAAAUACAAUUCAAUAAAGGACACAUAGAAGCAUUGAAGAAUUUAGCAGAAAUUGAUAGUUUUUACACAAUCAGGACUUUAGUGACAUCUGCUGAAAAUAGUAAAGGAACAGAAUUCUUCUCAUCAGUCAAAGCCAGAGCUUUCUUGGGCAAUGGUCUGUCAGAUGUGAUAAAUGCCUGGGUACUGCCCAAUGGGGCUGUGACUGCUGUCAGUUUCCAAGUAACCAAUGCUUCACAACCAUUGUCUUUGGAAAGCGGCACUCAGAAGAUCAACUCUAAUUUCUUUCUUCGCUAUGUUGAACAGGCUCCAGUACCUGACACAGCAACAUACAUCCAGAAACUGGAACGUGAAAGAGAAGCAAGGGAAAAGGGAGACCUAAAAGACAACAAAUCCUUCUUAGCCAAAUAUUGGAUGUAUAUUGUACCUAUCGCAAUAUUUGUAAUGAUAUCUGGAGCAAGCAACCCUGAACCAGCUGCCCAAGGAGCCAGAUAAAUUAGUGUUACACACUCAUAACUAUUACCAAAUAGUCAAUAAUAUAUAAAAUUAUUUAUUUUAUAGAUACAGAAACUCCACACAAAACAUUUUGAUCAGAAAAUAUUUAGCAUUAUGUAAAAUAUGAUUAUUUAUUAAAAAUAACUGUAUAAAGUCUAUUUUAGACAUUAGUAAAAAUAGUAAUUAUAUAAAUAUCUUUCAGUUCUCCUCCAAGGAUGUUUUAGAUGGGUUAAAUAAACUAAAAGUCAGUAGUUCCGUAGGCCCGGAUAGUAUGCCACCCACUAUUCUCAAACAUCUCAAGUACUCGUUCAUUUCUCCUUUAUGCCACAUAUUUAACCUAUCACUUAAAACAGGAUUUUAUCCCAUCCAAUGGAAAGUCUCCCGCGUAACUCCUAUACCUAAAACGUCGGACAAAACAACUGUAGAGGAAUUCCGACCGAUUGCUAUUUUAUCAUCACCUGCUAAAGUAUUUGAAAACGUGCUUCACAAACUUAUAUAUAAACAAGUUGAAAAACAUCUCAGUAACGCUCAACAUGGCUUUAGAUGUAGGAGAUCUGUUGAAUCUAACUUGUUGACUUUGACAGAGUACAUUUCAUCACAACUUGACCGACGUCAGCAGGUUGAUGUUCUAUAUUUCGACUUUCGGAAGGCAUUUGACCGCGUCAACAAUGAUAUCCUGCUCGCGAAACUUAAUGCCAUAGGUAUUUGCCCUAGCCUUCUGCUUUUACUGGCGGACUACCUCCGUGACCGCCAACAGUAUGUAAGGUUGGGUAUUUAUGAGUCCAGCACUUACCAUACUCGAUCUGGUGUAAGUCAAGGCUCAAUCCUUGGCCCCUUACUAUUUCUUUUGAUGGUAAAUGAUCUCCCAGAUGUUCCCCAAUACGCAGAAUGUCUUUUGUAUGCUGAUGACCUCAAACUCUACACUUGUGUCAACAGCUUAUCGGAUUGCGAGGCUGUUCAGAGGGACAUAGACCGAGUGUACGAUUGGGGAGUAUCAAACAGAAUGGAAUUCAAUCCUACUAAGUGUUAUGUCAUGACUUUUGGUCGGAGGCGACACCUUAUUCACUUUGAUUAUAGAAUCAAUGGCACACCUAUAACCAGAUCAUCAAAUAUGAGGGACCUGGGUGUCGUCUUCGAUCAGAAGCUGACAUUUCAUGAUCACAUUGCCACUGUUGCCAAAGAGUCAUUUAAAAGACUUGGAUUCGUAUUAAGAAACUCAAAAGAUUUCAAGAAUACACAAGUGAUAAGACUCCUGUAUAAUACGCUAGUCAGAAGCAAGCUGGAGGCCAGCUCAUGCGUUUGGAGUCAAGCAUACGAGGCGUCUUAUUCACUCAUGCUUGAAAAAGUACAGAAGAAAUUUUUGAGGUUUCUCUACAAAUGUUCUCUCGGGUACUAUCCAUACAUGUAUCCGACAAAGUACCUUGUAGGAUGUCUAGGUUUUAAUAUGUUGGAUACUAGAAGAACCUUUAACCAACUCCACAUCGCGCUCAAAAUCUACAGAGGGAUAAUUGAUGCCCCUGACCUUCACAAUGAACUGGUUCGACUCUAUGCUCCUAACAACUACAUACGCGCUCGCAGGCACCGUCUGCUAUCUGUGCCCGCAUGUCGUACCGUGGCCAGGGCAUCUUCCCCUAUUCCUCGUGUCUUGUCCGCACUUAAUAGCCUCAUGGAAGCCUACCCUGACUGUGAUCUAUUCGUGGAUGACCUUAAAACAAUUAAAAGGGUCUGCCUAAGCUUUUGCGAAAGCCUAUAGUGUAGAAAUGUUUUGUUUUUCUUUUCGUUGCCUUAAGUGUAUUGUGCAAUGGUAUAUAUUAUUGAUUGUUUUUUUUUUUUGUUUUUGUUUUACCAAUUUUAUAGUGUUGUCUUUUUUAUGUUUUUCCUCAUUUUAUUUCAAUUUUAUUUUUAUAAUUCUAUAUUUUGUGUGUGUUAAUGUAAUUGGUUUCUUAAACCGUGUUAACAUAUUAAUAAUAAAUAAAUAAAUAAAUAAUAAAUAAAUUUUAUAUGUAUAGUGUGUGUCACUAUACCUACAUAAAAUAGAUAAAAUUGACCUGUUUUCCUUAUUGCUCUGUAUAUGUAUAAUGUAGGUAAACAAGAAUUGUGUUCAACCAAAAACAUAAUUACCAAUAAAGUUUGUGAUAGGGUGUGGGUUAUGAAGUUAUCUUUAAGAAAUAAAUUAUUCAAAACAUAAA
Molecule: messenger RNA, 2980 nt
Organism: Spodoptera frugiperda (fall armyworm)
Lineage: Eukaryota; Metazoa; Arthropoda; Insecta; Lepidoptera; Noctuidae
Gene: EMC10
Product: ER membrane protein complex subunit 10
Exons: 5
Coding region: 117-791 (224 amino acids)
Cellular component (GO): EMC complex
Source: RefSeq, a predicted model, not a curated record